Molecule: messenger RNA, 2781 nt
Organism: Hipposideros armiger (great roundleaf bat)
Lineage: Eukaryota; Metazoa; Chordata; Mammalia; Chiroptera; Hipposideridae
Gene: ITGB2
Product: integrin subunit beta 2
Exons: 16
Coding region: 135-2471 (778 amino acids)
Biological process (GO): leukocyte cell-cell adhesion; neutrophil chemotaxis; cell-matrix adhesion
Cellular component (GO): integrin complex; cell surface; focal adhesion
Molecular function (GO): integrin binding; amyloid-beta binding; protein kinase binding
Source: RefSeq, a predicted model, not a curated record
AACAGGAAGCAUUGUGCCUUCACUGCCUUCACCAUCAAGCUCUUGGCUGGCCAGUGUCAUCCCAGACGGGCUGCAGAACCAGCCUGGGAAAGAGCAGACAGAAGCCCCUGCCAGCCCAGCCAGACGUCCCUGCCAUGGUCACCAGGCCAUCAAGCGGGGACAUGCUGCACCAGCACUGUCUGCUGCUCACCCUGGUGUGUCUGCUCACCCUCGGGUCUGGCCUCCCCCAGGAGUGCACCAAGUACAAAGUCAACACCUGCCGGGACUGCAUCCAGUCGGGCCCUGGCUGUGCCUGGUGCCAGCAGCAGAACUUCGCCGGGCCGGGGCAGCCUGACUCCAUUCGCUGUGACACACGGGAGCAGCUGCUAGCUAUGAAAUGUGCAGCGGAUGACAUCAUAGACCCCAGGAGCAUUGCUGACAGCCAGGUGGACCAGAAGGGGGGUCAGAAGCAGCUGUCCCCACAGAGAGUGACGCUGUACCUGAGACCAGGUCAGGCAGCUGCGUUCAACGUGACCUUCAGGCGUGCCAAGGGCUACCCCAUCGACCUGUACUAUCUGAUGGACCUGUCCUACUCCAUGCUCGAUGACCUCAUCAACGUCAAAAAGCUGGGGGGCGACCUGCUCCGGGCCCUCAACGAAAUCACGGAGUCCGGCCGCGUCGGCUUCGGGUCCUUCGUGGACAAGACGGUGCUCCCCUUCGUCAACACGCACCCCGAGAAGCUGAGGAACCCGUGCCCCAACAAGGAGAAGGAGUGCCAGCCCCCAUUCGCCUUCAGGCACGUGCUGAGUCUCACUGACAACUCCAACCAAUUCCAGACGGAGGUGGGGAAGCAGCUGAUUUCUGGGAACCUGGACGCCCCUGAGGGCGGGCUGGACGCCAUGAUGCAGGUCGCCGCGUGUCCGGUGAGGCCCUACCACAGAUCUCCCGACCUGAGGGCCACCUUCACCUUGUGUCCUCUUAGGGACCUGAUGAGCCCCAGGCCCUGCUGGUUACCCACAGAUAUCACUAUCAGUGCCCGUGCUGGGGGCAAUGACUACCCGUCAGUGGGCCAGCUGGCGCACAAGCUGGCCGAAAGCAACAUCCAGCCCAUCUUUGCCGUGACCAAAAAAAUGGUGAAAACCUAUGAGAAGCUCAGCGACAUCAUCCCCAAGUCGGCCGUCGGGGAGCUGUCGGACGACUCCAGCAACGUGGUCCAGCUCAUUAAGAACGCCUACAACAAACUGUCCUCCAGGGUCUUCUUGGAUCACAGCACCCUCCCCGACACCCUGAGAGUCACCUAUGACUCCUUCUGUAGUAACGGAGCAUCUCAGGUGAACCAGCACAGGGGGGACUGUGAUGGCGUCCAGAUCAACGUCCCGAUCACCUUCCAGGUGAAGGUCACGGCCUCGGAGUGCAUCCAGGAGCAGUCAUUCGUCAUCCGGGCGCUGGGCUUCACGGACACAGUGACUGUACAAGUCCUUCCGAAGUGCGAGUGCCAGUGCCGGGAUGCAAACCGGAACCGCAGCCUCUGCGACAACAAAGGCUCCAUUGAGUGUGGCAUCUGCAGGUGUGACGCUGGCUACAUUGGGAAGAAUUGUGAGUGCCAGACGCAGGGCCGCAGCAGCCAGGAGCUGGAAGGAAGCUGUCGCAAAGACAACAACUCCAUCAUCUGCUCGGGGCUGGGGGACUGCAUCUGCGGGCAGUGCCUGUGCCACACGAGUGACGUGCCCAAUAAGAAGAUCUUCGGGCAGUUCUGCCAGUGCGACAAUGUCAACUGCGAGCGCUAUGAUGGGAAAAUCUGCGGGGGUGAUGAUCGGGGGGAAUGCUUCUGUGGCAAGUGCCUCUGCAAAGCGGGCUUCGAGGGCUCAGCCUGCCAGUGUGAGCAGUCCACGAACGGCUGCCGGAACCCUCGGGGGUCUGUGUGCAGUGGCCGGGGCCGGUGCCGCUGCAACGUGUGCGAGUGCAUGCCGGGCUACCAGCCGCCCUUCUGUGAGGAGUGCCAGGGUUGCCAGAUACCCUGUGGCGAACACAUCUCCUGUGCCGAGUGCCUGAAAUUCGACAAGGGCCCCUUUGAGAAGAACUGCAGUGUGGCAUGUCAGAACCUGAGCCUGCUAAGUGAACCCCACAAGGCGGGUCGGCUCAGCACCCCCAAGCAGAACCGGAGGUGUAAGGAGCGUGACUCGGAAGGCUGCUGGGUGACCUACACAAUGUGGCAGCAGGACACGGAGGCCACUUACGACAUCUAUGUGGAUGAGACGCGAGAGUGUCCAGAGGGCCCCAACAUUGCCGCCAUCGUGGGAGGCACCUUGGCGGGAGUCGUGCUGAUCGGUGUCUUCCUACUGGUCACCUGGAAAGCCUUGACCCACUUCAGUGACCUCAGGGAAUACAAGCGCUUCGAGAAGGAGAAGAUGAAGUCUCAGUGGAACAAUGAUAACCCCCUUUUCAAGAGCGCCACCACGACAGUCAUGAACCCUAAGUUUGCUGAGAGUUAGGGGCACUCCAUGAAGACAGAGCCGUCUGAACCGGCCAGAUGGAAGCACCCCCAAACCACACCGCCUGCAGACAUGGCUCCAAUGCCUGGCAACUUCAGCCAUUAACUGAAAAUGCAGUUUCUUCUGCCCUCAAAAUGGCAGAUGCGGCCAGGUGACUCCAUGGGCUCUCAGAAGCAGCCACCCUUCUUACUUGCAUGACCUUUUUGAUAGAGGCUUGAAAAAGGGAUUGCCGGAGUCUGACGAGGUUAGAUAACAUGCUUUCCUCUGUAAAAGCCAGGAUGGCAGUCUAAUUAAACAUGUUAAAAAUGUA